Molecule: messenger RNA, 1241 nt
Organism: Strigops habroptila (Kakapo)
Lineage: Eukaryota; Metazoa; Chordata; Aves; Psittaciformes; Psittacidae
Gene: CFAP20
Product: cilia and flagella associated protein 20
Exons: 6
Coding region: 187-768 (193 amino acids)
Biological process (GO): regulation of cilium beat frequency involved in ciliary motility; positive regulation of cell motility; cilium assembly
Cellular component (GO): ciliary basal body; motile cilium
Source: RefSeq, a predicted model, not a curated record
CCACAACCCCCGGUCCCUCAGCGGAAGUAGAUCUGGCGGCAGCAGGGCGGCACGAUAAGUAGUUCCGUGGUGACGGCGCCGCUGGGAGCGGGCGGCGCGGCUCCGCGGUGCGGAGGGAUCUGUGGUAACGGCGCUGUGGCUGUGGGGCACCGCGGCGGCGGGAGCGGCAGGUGGCGCGGCCCUGCCAUGUUCAAGAACACGUUCCAAAGUGGGUUCCUCUCGGUGCUGUACAGCAUCGGCAGCAAGCCGCUCCAGAUCUGGGACAAGAAGGUGCGCAAUGGCCACAUCAAGCGAAUCACUGACAAUGACAUUCAGUCUUUGGUGCUGGAGAUCGAAGGAACUAAUGUCAGUACGACGUACAUCACAUGCCCUGCGGACCCAAAGAAGACCCUGGGCAUCAAACUACCUUUCCUAGUGAUGAUCAUCAAGAACCUCAAGAAAUACUUCACAUUUGAAGUGCAGGUGCUGGAUGAUAAGAACGUUCGCCGGCGUUUCCGAGCAAGUAACUACCAGAGCACGACCCGGGUGAAGCCCUUCAUCUGCACCAUGCCCAUGCGGCUGGACGAUGGCUGGAACCAAAUCCAGUUCAACCUGUCAGAUUUCACACGCCGUGCCUACGGGACAAACUACAUUGAGACCCUAAGAGUUCAGAUCCAUGCCAACUGUCGCAUCCGACGGGUGUACUUCUCUGACCGGCUCUACUCAGAGGAUGAGCUCCCAGCUGAGUUCAAGCUGUAUCUGCCAGUCCAGAACAAGGCCAAGCAAUAACACCACGUUGGGAAGAGAUGUGAGAAAUGUUCGGGGUCAGUCAGAAAACAAAAGCAGGUGGAAGAGAAGGCCCUACUGAGACCAAGUUUUAGAUCAGCUCACCUUGCCUACGGUAACUUUGAUUCACCUGUUAUCCCUCUUCUGGAUAGGACACAGUUAACCAUGUAACAGCUCUGGGACUACUUUUUGGUGUGUAAGUUGUACAGAAUCAGAAUUUUCUUAGUUGUUCCUAUAGUGCUGAGCCUGAACACUGUAAAUGGCCUGGUACUGAUCUUGUGUUGCACAGAGGGGUUGCGCCAAGCGGCCACUGUGCCUCCAAGAAGGAGAUUCAGCAGGAAUUACGGAGUUAAGUGUGUCCUCUUGAAGAUACCAAUGUUAUUUUUUUUUCCUUCCUUGUUUUCCAUCUCUUGUUUUGUAUGUGCUCUCAAUAUGGUUGUAAAACUCUUGGAAAGUUAUUAAACAUUUGACUCUAA